Molecule: messenger RNA, 204 nt
Organism: Suillus discolor
Lineage: Eukaryota; Fungi; Basidiomycota; Agaricomycetes; Boletales; Suillaceae
Exons: 1
Source: RefSeq, a predicted model, not a curated record
AUUCUAAAGGAUGCAACACUGUACUUUUCACGCGCAACACCUAACCUUGCAACGGUGAUCCCAGCAAUGGAUCACAUCGACAAUAUGCUAAUGUUGUACUCCCGCAACAAAAGAUACAUGCCCUCAAUUCAUUCAGCAGUUCAGCUGGCCAAGAAUACUCUCAACUGGUAUUACGAGCUCACAGAUAAGUCUCUCACAUAUUGA